AUGUCCACCAACGAGAAUGCUAACUCGACAGCUGACCGGCUUAACAGAUUCAAGAACAAGGGGAAAGACAGGACAGAAAUAAGGCACCGCCGGAUAGAGGUUAAUGUGGUACUUAGGAAAGCUAAAAAAGAUGACCAGAUGCUGAAAAGGAGGAACGUCAGCUCAUUCCCUGAUGACGUUACUUCUCCACUACAGGAAAACCGAAACAACCAGGGUACUGUAAAUUGGUCUGUUGAGGACAUUGUUAAAGGCAUAAACAGUAACAAUUUGGAAAGCCAGCUCCAAGCUACUCAAGCUGCUAGAAAACUGCUUUCAAGAGGGAAACAGCCUCCUAUAGACAACAUCAUCCGGGCUGGUUUGAUCCCAAAAUUGUCCUUCUUGGGCAAAACUGAUUGUAGUCCCAUUCAGUUUGAAUCUGCUUGGGCGCUCACCAACAUUGCUUCUGGAACAUCUGAACAGACCAAAGCUGUGGUGGACGGAGGUGCUAUCCCAGCAUUUAUUUCUCUCUUAGCAUCUCCCCUUGCUCACAUCAGCAAGCAAGCUGUAUGGGCUCUUAGAAACAUUGCAGGCGAUGGCUCAGUUUUCAGAGAGGUAGUUAUCAAACACGGUGUAAUUGACCCACUGUUGGCACUUCUUGCAGUUCCUGAUCUGUCAUGCUUGGCCUGUGGUUACUUACAGAAUCUUACCUGGACACUUUCAAAUUUUUGUUGAAACAAGAAUCCUGCACUCCCCUUAGAUGCUGUUGAGCAGACCCUUCCUACUCUAGUUCGACUCCUACAGCACAAUGAUCCAGAAGUAUUAGCAGACUCCUGCUGGGCCAUUACCCACCUGACUGAUGAGCCUAAUGAGCGCAUCGAGAUGGUUGUGAAGAAGGGAGUUGUUCCCCAACUUGUGAAGCUUCUAGGAGCUACUGAACUGCCCAUUGUGACGCCGGCACUGAGAGCCACAGGGAAUAUUGUCACCGGAACAGAUAAACAGACUCAGAAAGUGAUCGAUGCAGGCGCACUUGCAGUCUUUCCCAAUCUGCUAACAAACCCCAAAACUAAUAUUCAGAAGGAAGCCACAGGGACAAUGUCGAACAUUACCGCCAGGUGCCAGGACCAGAUACAGCAAGUGAUGAAUCACGCCCUAGUCCCAUUUCUUGUUGGUGUCCUCUGUAAGGCAGACUUUAAGACACAGAAGGAAGCUGCAUGGGAUAUAACCAACUAUACCAGCGGUGGGACUGUUGAACAGAUUGUGUAUCUGGUUCAUUGUGGAAUAAUAGAACCUUUGAUGAAUCUCUUGAGUGCAAAAGAUACCAAACUUAUUCAGGUUAUUCUUGAUGUCAUUUCAAAUCUCUUUCAGGCUACAGAGAAACUAGAUAAGACAGAAAAACUCAAUAUAAUGAUUGAAGAGUAUGGAGGCUUGGAUAAAAUUGAAGCACUACAGAGCCGUGAGAACGAGUCUGUAUACAAGGCCUCUUUGAACCUAAUUGAGAAGCACUUCUCAGUGGAGGAAGAGGAAGAAAAUGUGGUGCCAGAAACUACCUCUGAAGGCUUCGCCUUCCAAGUUCAGGAUGGAGCUCCCGGGACCUUUGACUUCUAA
Molecule: messenger RNA, 1584 nt
Organism: Rattus rattus (black rat)
Lineage: Eukaryota; Metazoa; Chordata; Mammalia; Rodentia; Muridae
Product: importin subunit alpha-1-like
Biological process (GO): NLS-bearing protein import into nucleus
Cellular component (GO): cytoplasm; nucleus
Molecular function (GO): nuclear import signal receptor activity; protein binding
Source: RefSeq, a predicted model, not a curated record